Molecule: messenger RNA, 714 nt
Organism: Cryptomeria japonica (Japanese cedar)
Lineage: Eukaryota; Viridiplantae; Streptophyta; Pinopsida; Cupressales; Cupressaceae
Product: non-specific lipid-transfer protein 1
Exons: 2
Coding region: 167-538 (123 amino acids)
Biological process (GO): lipid transport
Cellular component (GO): membrane
Molecular function (GO): lipid binding
Source: RefSeq, a predicted model, not a curated record
GUGAGCUUACGAAGCCCAACAAUGUUCACACAACUUAGAAAACUCUUCCUCCUCCCAUUUUUAUAUAAAUAGAGUGUUACUUCCACAUUGAGAUCACCCCAUAUCAGAGCUAAGGCAUUCUCUCAUUCAGUAAUCAAACAAGUCUAAGAAAGGAGGAGGAGGAAGAAUGGAAGGAAGAAGCAUUUCAGUGAUGAUAAUGGUGAUGAUGAUGAUGGUGGUGGUGAUGAUAGUGGGAGCAGGAGCCGCAGGAGGAGAUGAGUGUGGGAGAGCAAUCCAGGCGAUAUCACCAUGCUUGACCUAUCUUAUCAAUGGGGAUCCGGUGCCUGAAAAGAACAGCCCUUGUUGCAGAGGUGUCACCGACUUAUAUGCGCACGCCACUUCCACUCCCCUUAUACAGAGAGUGUGCAAUUGUAUCAAGACCGCGGCCGCUAGAUCUGAUCUCAAUGAUCAAGCUCUCCAAAAUCUCGCUCCUUCAUGUGGUCUUCACCUUAACUUCACGAUUUCCGGGGACAUUGAUUGUUCAACGAUCCAUGUUUAAACCACUUCUUCUUCAGUUAGCUGGCUUCUCUAUGUUCUUAUUGCACUAUGCAAUGACAGUGACUGCUUGUGAAACUCUUUAUGUUCUCGCUCUCAUUCUCUCACUGAAUAAACUUGGGAGGUCUUGAUCAAUAAUAAAAGCCCUUAAAGAGGGCGUUUUUAAAAAUUUUAAAUGAA